AUGUUAGAGGUAGCUUUGAAGCAUCGCAAAGCAUUUGAGUUGCUUGCUUUGAAAGAUAAUACCUAUAUAGGAGAGAUGAAUGGAGGAAAAGGGAGAGGUGUUCCUUCUGAUUCAGACUGGGAGUAUGCUGAGUCCAUUGUACCAUUUUUGCGAGUGUUCAGUGAUGCCACUAUACGUGUUUCUGGUACCUUAUAUGUUACCAGUGAUACGUAUAUGAAGGAAGUAUUUGCAAUUGGACGAUUUAUUCGUCAUUCUUGUGAUUCUGUUGAUUUUAGUACUAUGUCAAUGGCAAAAAGGAUGAGGGUUAAGUAUGAGAAGUAUUGGGGCAAUCCUGAUUCGGUGAAUAUGUUGUUAUUGAUUGCUAUCGUACUUAAUCCAAUGCAAAAGAUUGAGUAUGUCAAUUAUUUCUUGGAUUACUUCUUUGGAGAAGAAAAAGGAGCAAGUGAAGCUGAUACGCAAGAUGUUCAAGCCAACAACAUUAAUACCGAUCUUCAUGGCAUGGGCUUUUUUCUGCAAGCAACCGGUCGCAGAACAAAUACAAGGUCUGAACUUGAUAGAUAUUUACAAGAAGAAUGCGAGACAUACUCCCAUAAGUUUGAUAUACUAAACUGGUGGAAGGUCAACUCAACCCGAUUUCCAAUUCUUGGAAAUAUGGCUCGUGAGGUAUUGGCUAUACCUGUUUCUUCGGUAGCUUCGGAGUCUGCAUUUAGUACUGGAGGAAGAGUCCUCGAUCCAUACCACAGUUCCUUAACACCUAGAAUGGUAGAAGCCUUAGUCUGCACAGGAGAUUGGCUUAAGGAAGAUCUUUUCUCUGCUUUAGAUGAUGAUGAUGAAGUUCUUCAACAAGUUGAUCAAAAUAUAUUUUCCUCUAAUGAUGGUGCUUGUUCUAUGGCGGCAUCAAUUGAUAAUCUUGAUGAUGACUAG
Messenger RNA from Arachis duranensis, 924 nucleotides. RefSeq names its product zinc finger BED domain-containing protein RICESLEEPER 2-like. The coding region runs from base 1 to 924 and encodes 307 amino acids. Gene Ontology annotation, molecular function: DNA binding; protein dimerization activity. The transcript is spliced from 3 exons. Lineage: Eukaryota; Viridiplantae; Streptophyta; Magnoliopsida; Fabales; Fabaceae. The record is from RefSeq and is a predicted model, not a curated record.